AUGAACGAUCAAACCACUGUUGCUCAAUAUUUGCAAACCUUUGUUGCUGGCAAGGCAAGCUCAGAGCAAGCAACCGCCGUUACUGAAAUAUUUACUCAGAAUUGGUUGAAUACACUGGGGGACGUUAAGAAUUUCACUGCUACAGAAUUGAGAAAUCUGAAUAUACCUGCAGAAAAUAAAGACAAUGAAUAUCCUUCGAAAAGACCUCGCAUUGGUAUUGUGCCUGAAAGGACUAAGGCUCUAUGUGAAGUUCUUAUCCAACCGUUCGAUACUCUUCCCACUUCGGCCAACGAGCUACCGGAUUUCAUUGAUAUGCCGCUUUGUUCUAAACUUCCUGUGGCUCUUUACUCAGAGUUAACGAAAUUUAAUGAAAUCAGUGAAGGUAUUUAUUAUGAUGAGAUAAACAGUGAGAGUUUAUUAGCACGGACUAUCAGCAAUGCCCUCUCAGAGGUAGAGCUCACUGCUAUUACAACCAAACUGGAAAUGGUCACGUCUGUGGAUAUAUUAACAAAGCGCCCGUUACAAUUAUUUUGCAACAACUCGGGUUUUCGAAUUGAUUUUGCUCGAAAUGCGACUGAGAGGGGAACCACAACAGAUGUGAAGAGUACACCAGCAACAAAAAAACAAAUGAGACCUGAUCUUCUUGGUUACAUUAAUGAUUUACUCGUGAUAAAAAAUGAGGAGAAACCCAUGCGAGCCUUAUUUUCAACCGCCAGAUACGAGCUCUUGUCUAAGUUUAGCAAGCUCGAUCCGUUAUGUUUUGGUCCAGUUAAGUUUUUGAUUUGCUAUGUCGUAGCAAAAGACAUUAUCUGUUUCUACGCAAUUGAUGGUAAUAAGAUGUUGGUUCCCCUCUCCUCAAACCUUUACAUGGAACAACUUGACUCUCGAUUUAAGGUUCUCAAAAUAAUCGUCAAUAUUGCUCGUAUCUUCAAAACCAUGAUCACUAAUAACGCCUUCCCUGAUGAUAUAUUUCCCAUCGGCAAGCCGCUGGAAUUGGGACACUCAACAAUUACUUUCUUUGAUGAUUAUGUCCACAAAGUGGUCUUGGAGAAUAAUAUUUUUAACCUUGAUGAGAAUCGCGUUGAUACUUUAAGGCACAUGUAUGAAAUUGCUAGAGGUCAUAAUGGGUUAGUUCAGGUUUUUGAAGGGCCUUUCUACAAAAAGCGCCAGGGCACUCCAGGGAAAUAUGUCAUUAAGCUGCAGACACGUGGCUAUAAGCGUGUACCAAAGGAUGAGCCAACAACAUGGGCAAUGACAAGAAGCUUGCUUACUGGGCUGAAUUGGUUACAUCAAUCCGGUUAUGUUCAUCGUGACAUUUGUUUACCGAAUAUUGUAUAUGAUCCCACAGGCCCUAUGGGCUAUGAGUAUGUACUAAUCGAUUUCGAACAUGGGGGGCAUACAGAUGAGAUAUUCAAUACCCUCUUGACGCAGUGGGAUUUGGGCACACUUGACCAGACAAAAGCCUACACAACCCUUUCGGAAAUGUAUCAGCUAGGUAAGUUAUUAGAAGGGCUCAAUACUGUGUCAUCCAAAGAUGGGCGGAAUUUUAUAAGAAAAUUGAAGGGAAAGCAUAUGGAGGCAGAUAUGGCACUCCUACACCAAUGGAUUACUCAAUAA
Paraglomus brasilianum is the source of this 1617-nucleotide messenger RNA. NCBI's taxonomy places the organism in Eukaryota, Fungi, Glomeromycota, Glomeromycetes, Paraglomerales, Paraglomeraceae. The record is from the annotation of a GenBank genome assembly.